Messenger RNA from Populus trichocarpa (black cottonwood), 734 nucleotides. Its product is annotated as protein CURVATURE THYLAKOID 1D, chloroplastic. The transcript is spliced from 5 exons. Gene Ontology annotation, cellular component: chloroplast thylakoid membrane; thylakoid. The coding region runs from base 73 to 600 and encodes 175 amino acids. Lineage: Eukaryota; Viridiplantae; Streptophyta; Magnoliopsida; Malpighiales; Salicaceae. The record is from RefSeq and is a predicted model, not a curated record.
CCGAGAAAUGCAGCGGGAGCAUCCAUUUUGGCCUUCCAAAGACAGAGGCUUGGAAAAGGAAAGGAAGUGGUAAUGGAGCUGUGUUCAGCAACUCCCUGCGUAUCAAAUCACCCCAAAAUUCCCUAUCACUUCCGCCCCAAGACCUCUCUCACUCUCCAGAAAACCCUAAUCUCCCCCACCAGCCGCCGCCUCUACUCCCGGAUCAGAGCAACAUUCUCUGAGGAACCAAAUCAAUAUGUUAAAGAAGACCGAAAUGGUGCAGUGGCGGUGGAAGAAAGUCCAGUACUCACCGAAAUUGAAACUGAGGAAGCAACAGCAGCUGAAGUCAGUGAUGAGUUUUUUUUUAACCUGUUUGACCCUGAAGAGGCAUUUUCUGUUCUUUUUUAUGCAAGUGGUGCCCUGGUUGCCUUUUGGCUGGUUGUAGCUGUUGUUGGUGCUAUUGAUUCUAUUCCAUUGUUUCCAAAAUUGAUGGAAGUUGUGGGUCUUGGCUACACCACCUGGUUCGCCACCCGAUAUCUGCUUUUCAAGAAAAAUAGGGAUGAGUUGGCUGCCGAAGUUGCAGAGUUUAAGCAGCAGGUCCUUGGCUCUGAUGAUGAUUGACAUGAAUCUUACAGGAAUGGUUGAAUGCGGUCAUAGCUAGGUUCCUCCAAAGUUCUGUUAACAAAAAGAAAGUAUAUUGUCGAGAUAUUUUUCCCCUUUCGAAAUGAAGUUAAUCUUUUACUCUCCAUACCAAA